This is a messenger RNA of Pichia membranifaciens NRRL Y-2026, 1635 nucleotides long. RefSeq lists its product as hypothetical. Gene Ontology annotation, molecular function: sodium:proton antiporter activity. Gene Ontology annotation, biological process: proton export across plasma membrane; sodium ion export across plasma membrane; intracellular potassium ion homeostasis. The transcript has a single exon. The coding region runs from base 1 to 1635 and encodes 544 amino acids. Gene Ontology annotation, cellular component: plasma membrane. Lineage: Eukaryota; Fungi; Ascomycota; Pichiomycetes; Pichiales; Pichiaceae. The record is from RefSeq and is a predicted model, not a curated record.
AUGGUUUGGAACCAACUGGACCCAGACAGAACGCACGUCGCAUAUGCGUGUCUAGGAUUUUUCACCGUCUUGUUUGCCCUGUGCUCGUCGGUGGUGAAGGAGAAGCUCUUCUUCGGUGAGGCCACGGUGUCUGCGGUGUUCGGGUUAGUGAUCGGACCGCACUGCUUCGGGUGGUUCGACCCGCACGCGUGGGGAAACCCGCUGUACAACACGCUCGAGAUAUCCCGGAUCCUGCUCUGCAUCGAGCUCGUGGCAGUCGGAAUCGAGCUCCCGCCGCGGUACGUGUACCACAAGAGGACGCCGUUGUGCACGCUGCUCUUCUUUGCCAUGGUGGUCGGGUGGCUUGUGUUUGCGGCCUUCGUGCACUGGCUCGUGCCGGGCUACUCGUUUGCCUGGGGCCUGCUUGUCUCCGCGUGCGUGACCGCCACAGACCCCGUCUUGGCCCAGGCCAUCAUCGGCAAGAGCAAGUUCGCCUCCAAGUACGUCCCGCUGCACUUGAAGCGCCUCCUCACCGCAGAGUCCGCCUGCAACGACGGCCUCGCCGUCCCCUUCGUCUACCUCGCCCUCAACAUCAUCGUCCACUCCGGCAACAGCAGCCAGAUAGCCAAGAACUUCAUCUGCAUCACCGUCCUCUACGAGUGUCUCUUUGGAUGCGUGCUCGGCGCCUCUCUCGGCUACGCGUCCAGCUGGGCCGUCAGGCUCGCCAAGAAAUACGACCUCAUCGACAACGAGUCCAACAUCUUCUUCCCCGUCGCCGUCGCCUUCUUCUGCGCCGGCAUCUCCCCCAUCCUCGGCAUCGACGACUUGCUUGCGUCUUUCUGUGCAGGCUGCGGCUUUGUCUGGGACGACUGGUACGUCCGGCGCAGAGAAGACGAGAGCUUCAUCGACUCCCUCGACGUCUUCCUAAACAUCUCCUACUUCAUCUACUUCGGCUCGAUUGUCCCCUGGGAACAGUUCAACAACGCGGCCUUGGGUCUCAACGCUUGGAGAUUGGUUGUUCUUGCCAUUGUUUUCUUGACUCUCAGAAGAUUCCCAGCAGUCCUCAUGCACUACAAAAUCAACCCUGAAAUCCGUUCUUUCAAGGAGGCCAUCUUUGUCGGCCACUUUGGUCCAAUCGGCGUCAGCGGGAUCUUUGCAUGCAUCCUUGCGAUAUCCGAUUUGGAAGUGGACGCUCAAGGGGUUGCUCACGGCCCAGUCGUCGGAGACGUUCCGGACAAUGUCAAGAUGGCGCAGUUGAUCAACUCCAUUUUCCCGCUAGUAUCAUUCCUUGUCGUCGUCUCCAUCAUUGUCCAUGGAUCGUCUGCUGCAUUCAUAGUGUUUUCUUCACACUUGAAAAAGAAAAAGAAAGAGCACAGAAAAAUGCAAUCGAGAAGGAAACAAGGCUCAGCAAACGAUACGCAAGAUAACGACGCUGAAGACGACGAUGACAUCGGCGAUGACGAUAACGACGAUAACGACGAUGACAACGAUGACAACGAUGACGACGAUGACCAACGCAACGAAGAUGACACAGACGAGGAGGAUGACUACACAGAGCAGUCCAAUGCUUCAGAUCGCUCCUCCGAGCCCAUUAUUCAACCUAUACACAUUGGUGAAUCUUUGAAGAUGGCUGAUCUUCCUUCCGCAGCACACUGA